CGGUUUCAAAGUCGCAGGGCGCGCCGAGUGGACUUCCGCUGAUGGCCCCGGCCGUGCGGGAGUCGCCACCCAUUCCGCGGAGGACGCCGCCAGCCGGCUGCCCGCCAGCUCCGUCCGCGCGCUCCUAGGUGGCCCGACACGACCCCGGGUGACCCACGGCACGCCUUUACCGCGUCCCGGUGCCACCCUGCUGGGAUUCGUGAGAACGUGGAACAGAAUUCCCUUGGCGGGUCCCCUGCAACCCUGAAAUCUGAAGUCUCUGUCCUGAGCGAGGGGCUCGGCUGGGACUGGGGAAGGCGAGACGGCGCGGCAGGGAUGUUGACGCCGCGUGAGUAGGAUGCUGAUGACACCGCUUGACAGCCUCCAGAGCGUUGCCUUAGUUUUGUUUUCCCGCACAGCGAGCUCUGUGUAUUUUUGAGGAAACUAAAGGUGGUGAAAAGCUCCCAACCCAAAUUUUAUCGAAAUGGCCACAGAAAUUGACUUUCUGAGAGAUCAAAAUCAAAGACUAAAUGAAAUUCUUAGGCAGUAUCAAAUGGAAAAUUUUUCCAAAUAUUCAUCAGUUCAGAAAGCUGUCUUCAAAGAAGAUGGAGAUGACAUAUUAGGCGACUCAGUAAUUGACCAAAGUUUUUUAGCACCUCUUAUUACUGAGUAUGAUAAGCAUCUGGAAGAUCUAAAUGGUCAGCUGAAAUAUUAUCAGAAACAGAUGGGUGAGAUGAAACUACAACUGGAAAACGUCAUCAAGGAAAAUGAAAGGUUGCAUAGUGAUUUAAAAGAUGCUGUUGAAAAACAACUGGAGGCCCUUCCCCUUGGCACAGAGAUGGGAAAUGAUAUAUAUGCAGAUGAUGAAACAGUCAGGAAUCUUCAGGAGCAAUUACAGCUAGCCAAUCAAGAAAAAAAUCAGGCUGUGGAACUCUGGCAGACUGUUUCUCAGGAGUUGGACAGAGUGCAGAAACUUUACCAGGAAUAUAUGACUGAGGCCCAGAUUCAUGUAGUUGAAAGUCAAAAACAAAAGGAUCAGCUGACCAGUUUUCAGCAACUCACCAAGCAACUUCAUGUUACUAAUGAGAACAUGGAAAUGACUAACCAAGAGUUUGUGAAAACAGUAACUGAACAAAAUGUGGAAAUCGAGCAACUCCGAAAACAACUUAGGCAAGCCAAGUUAGACAUGAGAGUUGCAGUAGCAAAAGUGGAAGAGUUAACUAAAGUGACUGAAGAUCUUCAAGGACAGAUGCAAAAGAAGGAGGAGGAUAUGGCGUCUGCCCAAGGAAGAGAGGAAGCAUCAGAUAGGCGUUUACAGCAGUUACAAUCUAGUAUAAAACAAUUAGAAACAAGAUUAUGUGUAGCAAUCCAAGAAGCCACUCAAUUAAGAACAGAAAAAACACAUUUGGAAAAACAGACUCGAGAGUUACAGGCAAAAUGCAAUGAAUUAGAAAAUGAGAAAUAUGAAGCUAUCGUAAGAGCCAGAAAUAGCAUGCAACUCUUAGAAGAAGCUAACCUGCAAAAAAGUCAGGUUCUGCUUGAAGAGAAGCAAAAAGAAGAAGAUAUAGAGAAAAUGAAAGAGAAAAUUUCUCGGCUUAUGCAAGAGGCUAUCAUAAGAACGAGGAAGGAAGUUGCAAACACAAGAAAACAAUAUAAUGUACAGAUUUCUCGACUAUCAGAAGAACUUUCAGCCCUUCAGAUGGAGUGUGCUGAAAAACAAGGCCAAAUUGAACGAGCCAUUAGGGAGAAAAAAGCAGUGGAAGAAGAACUAGAAAAGGUUUACCAUGAAGGCAGAGUAAAUGAAAGUGAUUGCAGAAAACUGGAAGAAAUGCACCAAAGAUGCCUGGUUGCAGAGCGAUCCAAUGAUGAUCUUCAGCUAAGACUUAAGACAGCAGAAAAUAAAAUAAAACAACUUGAAAUAAAUUCCUCAGAAGAGAUAUCACGUUGUCAAGAGAUGGUUCAGAAACUUCAGAAUGUGUUGGAGUCCGAGAGAGAGAACUGUGGAUUUGUCAGUGAACAGAGGCUAAAACUUCAGNNNNAAAAUGAGCAGUUACAGAAGGAGACUGAGGAUUUAAGAAGGAUUGCUCUCGAGGCUCAGAAAAAGGCAAAAUUUCAGAUCAGUACAAUGGAACACGCAUUUUCAGUAAAGGAGCAUGGGUUUGAGGUUCAGCUGAGAGAGAUGGAGGACAGUAACCGAAACGCCACCGUUGAACUGAGGCAUCUGUUAGCGACUCAGCAGAAGGCAGCUAACAGGUGGAAAGAAGAAACGAAGAAACUCAGUGAAAGUGCAGAAAUCAGAAUCGGCAAUCUAAAGAGUGAGCUGAGUCGACAGAAACUUCAUAGCCAAGAGCUGCUUUCUCAGCUGGAAAUGGCAAAGGAAAAGGUAGCUGAGAAUGAAAAGCUCAUUCUAGAGCAUCAAGAAAAAGCCAACAGACUUCAGAGGCGUCUGAGUCAGGCAGAAGAGAGAGCUGCUUCAGCUUCCCAGCAGCUCAGUGCGAUUACAGUGCAGAGAAGAAAAGCAGCCUCCAUGAUGAAUCUGGAAAAUAUUUAAAAAUACUCAUAGUUCACUCACAGAACUUUAGAGUUGGAAAGCAGUGUAUUGAAACAGUAAAACGUGCAGAGAAUGGUUAAAGCUUGUGUCACUUUGCAUAAGCAUUCUCCAUUCUGUUUUGAGGGUUAUUGGAAAACAGAACAGUGACAGCUUCCUGUAAGUAAAUACCCUAUAUUGAGCUUCAGUAGAGAAUAAAGCCAGCUGAGAAGAA
Molecule: messenger RNA, 2741 nt
Organism: Pteropus alecto (black flying fox)
Lineage: Eukaryota; Metazoa; Chordata; Mammalia; Chiroptera; Pteropodidae
Gene: SCLT1
Product: sodium channel and clathrin linker 1
Exons: 22
Coding region: 464-2530 (688 amino acids)
Biological process (GO): clustering of voltage-gated sodium channels; cilium assembly
Cellular component (GO): centriole
Source: RefSeq, a predicted model, not a curated record